GGCUAAGGAAAUUUUAACAAAAGAAUCAAAUGUACAAGAGGUUCGUUGUCCCGUUACAGUCUGCGGAGAUGUGCAUGGUCAAUUUCAUGAUCUUAUGGAACUCUUUAGAAUUGGUGGAAAAUCACCAGAUACAAACUAUUUAUUCAUGGGUGACUAUGUAGACAGAGGCUAUUAUUCAGUGGAAACUGUGACUCUUCUUGUAGCAUUAAAGGUGCGUUAUCCAGAACGCAUUACAAUAUUGAGAGGAAAUCAUGAAAGCCGACAAAUUACCCAAGUAUAUGGCUUUUAUGAUGAAUGUCUACGAAAGUAUGGGAAUGCCAAUGUUUGGAAAUAUUUUACAGAUCUCUUCGAUUAUCUUCCACUUACAGCUUUAGUAGAUGGACAGAUAUUUUGCCUCCAUGGUGGCCUCUCUCCAUCCAUAGACACACUGGAUCAUAUAAGAGCCCUGGAUCGUUUACAAGAAGUUCCACAUGAGGGCCCAAUGUGUGAUCUGUUAUGGUCAGAUCCAGAUGAUCGUGGUGGGUGGGGUAUUUCACCACGUGGUGCUGGUUACACAUUUGGACAAGACAUUUCUGAAACAUUUAACCACGCCAAUGGUCUCACACUGGUUUCUCGGGCUCACCAGCUUGUGAUGGAGGGAUACAAUUGGUGUCAUGAUCGGAAUGUGGUUACCAUUUUCAGUGCACCCAAUUACUGUUACCGUUGUGGGAACCAGGCAGCUAUCAUGGAAUUAGAUGACACGCUAAAAUAUUCCUUCCUUCAGUUUGACCCAGCACCGCGUCGUGGAGAGCCUCAUGUUACACGGCGUACCCCAGACUACUUCCUAUAAAUUCCUCCUGGGAAAACCUGCCUUUGUAUGUGGAAGUAUAGCUGGCUUUUUAAAAAUACAUAUAUUUAAAAACAAAAGAAGCAACAGUAAUCUAUGUGUUUCUGUAACAAAUUGGGAUCUGUCUUGGCAUUAAACCACAUCAUGGACCAAAAUGUGCCAUACUAAUGAUGAACAUUUAGCACAAUUUGAGACUGAAAUUCAGUACCCUAUGUUCUGGAUUGGUCAGUCUGACAGUUUGCCUGCUGUAUCUGUAGUAACCAUUUUCCUCUGGACUGUUGAAGCAAAAAAGGUAACUAACUGCUUCAUUUUUUUGCGCUUAUUUGGAAAUUUUAGUUAUAGUGUUUAAGGCAUGGAGUAAUAGAGUUGGAGUUUUAUUUUUAAGAAAAAUUCACAAGCUAACUUCCACUAAUCCAUUACCCUUUAUUUUAUUGAAAUGUAUAAUUAACAGAAGAAAAGAUUCUUCUUGGGAGUAUGUUGUCAUAACAUUUAAAGAGAUUUCCCCUUCAUUUAAACUAAAUGACUGUUUUAUGUUGAUCUGCAUACUUCUGUAUAUUUGUCAUGACAGUGCUUGCAUCCUAUUUGGUGUACUGAGCAAAUAAACUUUUCAUUUUAAACAAAAAA
This is a messenger RNA of Carlito syrichta (Philippine tarsier), 1450 nucleotides long. Its product is annotated as serine/threonine-protein phosphatase 2A catalytic subunit beta isoform. NCBI's taxonomy places the organism in Eukaryota, Metazoa, Chordata, Mammalia, Primates, Tarsiidae. Gene Ontology annotation, molecular function: protein serine/threonine phosphatase activity. The record is from RefSeq and is a predicted model, not a curated record. Gene Ontology annotation, cellular component: cytosol. The transcript has 6 exons. The coding region runs from base 95 to 829 and encodes 244 amino acids. Gene Ontology annotation, biological process: mitotic cell cycle; peptidyl-serine dephosphorylation.